CGGAGCCCAGCAGUUGAAUCCCGUGAGUCCGGGCAAGUAGAACUAGUGGAUAGGGUGGUGCUAACGCGUUUAAUGGGCAAAGGGAGUAUCGCCUCGCCGCCAUCAAAUAGAAAAAUCACAAUUUGCGUGGGUGAAACGGAAUAAAAUAAAAGGUGAAUAGUCUCAAGCGAUUACGGUGAGCUCUCAUCUUGUCGAAGAUUUUGUUUGUCGUGGACAAGAUUUUUCAACAAGGGAGGUCCGGCUCGAAACGAGGCGAGCUGUCACUUCGAUCGCCAUUUUAGUGCCGGGAAUGCGCGCCGCCGUCGGCCGAAUUGUGUACGGCAGGACAGUGGACGCUGCUCGUGCGCGAUCCUGAGUUUUCGUGUGAUAACAGUACCAGACGACGUCAUCGUUGACGUCUUCGGGAGGCCGGUUCAAAACGAAAGGACCAAGUCGGGGUUACGACCUCAGUGACGACGGCAGUUUGGCACGUCCUGGAGGCAAGUGCGAGAAAGAAGGAUGAAGGAGUAAAAUAGAUAGUGAGAUAAAUUACAAGAUAGAAGAGAGAACCAAAGUGUUAUUGCGUGUGUGUGUAUGUGUGUGAAUACAGUUGGCUUAUUUUGUGCGUGUGAGAAAAAUCAGAAAGACAGUGGGAAAAGCCGCGUGUGGUACGUUAUAAGUUUCAAGUUGAUCAACGGGGGUGCUCAAAUACUCAAAUAAAAAGGAAAAGUGUGACUGUUACAUCUCGAAAAAAAAAUAUAUAUAAGGAUACCUGGAUAUAAAAUAUCGUCUUUGAAAAAUAUAAAAAUCGACGCUAUUGGAGUAUAUUUAUCAAGUCCCACUUAAAUGCUGUGCGGUUGACGUCGGAUGAAAGGAAGCAUCAGCGAACACGAUUUUGAUAGAGAAGAGCGGCACAAGGAAGCAGCAGCUUCCAGCGCCGUACACAACAGAGUGGGAGAACGAAGAAGAGAGCUGCUCCCUUUAGGGUAGGAAGUAGCUUAGAAUGAACAUCUUUGGGAGCAUGCAAAGGAUGGCCGCAGAAAUAUUAUUCGUUAAGCGGCUUUCGCUACUUCUUCUUCUUCUUCUGGUGUUGCCAAAAUUUCAUGGACAAAUGCAUUCAACACCAAAUGUUGUUGUCAAUAAAUUUCAUGAUCCCGAAGUUGAAAGAAUGAAUCAUCUUGUUGUCGAUAAAAAUACUGGUAGAGUUUAUGUUGGUGCAGUCAAUCGAAUUUAUCAAUUGGCUCCCGAUUUAAGUAUGGUUGUUAAAGUGGUUACGGGUCCAAAGAAAGAUAAUCCCGAUUGCUCAAUGAUGGAUUGUCCCAAGGAUGUUGAAAAGAAAUUAACUGAUAAUGUUAAUAAGGCAUUGGUCAUUGAUUAUACAACAUCAAAAUUGAUUUCAUGUGGUAGCCUCUUUCAAGGAAUGUGCACCGUUCGUAACCUGCACAAUAUCUCGGAUGUUGUGCAAGAAGUACGUGAACCAGUGGUAGCGAACAAUGGUACAGCAUCGACAGUAGCGUUCAUUGCUCCAGGCCCACCAAAUCCGCCAGUGUCUCAAGUAAUGUAUGUUGGCGUAACAUACACUGGGAACUCACCUUAUCGAUCGGAAGUACCUGCAGUGAGUUCAAGAUCUCUUGACAAGGACAAGAUGCUCAACAUUGCUGAGUCCGCUGUAACUACCGGUACAAGAAUGUAUGUCAAUUCACUUUCAAGAGAACGAUAUCCAAUCAAUUAUAUCUAUGGAUUUAGUAGCGAGGGCUUUAGCUAUUUUCUGACCACCCAAAUGAAGAAUACAGACGCAUCAAUUUAUAUUUCCAAAUUGAUUAGAGUUUGUCAUGACGAUCAACAUUAUUAUUCAUACACUGAAAUGCCAAUUGAUUGUAUAAGCGAUGGCAAAGUUUAUAAUCUCAUUCAAGCGGCGUACGUUGGAAAAGCUGGCUCCGAUUUGGCCUCUGAUCUUGGUAUUGUUGCACAAGAUGAUGUUUUGUUUGCUGUAUUCUCAGAAAGUGAUGGACCCAAUACAAGUCGACCACGAGCUCAAAGUGCACUUUGUGUUUAUUCACUCAAGGCCAUUAGACGGAAGUUCAUGAAGAAUAUUCAGAAAUGCUUCAGCGGCGAAGGCCAAAGGGGUCUUGGAUUCAUCUCUCCAAGUCAUCAGUGCGUGCUAACGAAGCUGCAUACUAUCGGUGAAGAUUUCUGCGGCCUCGACGUGAACACACCUUUAGGCGGUCAAGAGCCAAUGGCGGCGGUACCUGUUUUAACAUUUACAACUCAUCUCACUGCAGUGGCGGCGACCUCCACCAGUGAUUACACGGUCGUCUUCCUAGGCACGAACAAGGGUCACCUCAAGAAGGUGGUUGUGGAGAGUUCGACAGUGGCCCUUGAGUACGGUGACCUCGAGAUUGACGUCGACAAAGCGGUGAACUCUGAUUUGCUCUUUGACUCACAGUUGAUGCACCUCUAUGUACUGACAGAGAAGAAGGUCUCAAAGGUGAAGGUCCAAGAAUGUUCAGUAUAUAAAACAUGCUGGGAAUGUCUUGGCGCUAAAGAUCCAUAUUGCGGUUGGUGUUCAUUGGAAAAUAAAUGCAAUUUAAGAAGUGAUUGUCAAGAUGCAGCUAAGGAUCCACUUUAUUGGAUAUCGUAUAAAAGUGGACGUUGCACAACAAUAACAACAGUAACACCAGAACAAUUACAAAGAACAACAGCAAGAACAUUGGAGCUUGUCAUUGAAAAUUUACCAACAUUAUCGGGACAAUUUUUAUGUGCAUUUUCAGCACUUGACAAGACAUUGAUUACAAAUGCUACCAGGAAAUCGUAUGGAGUGAAUUGUACAACACCAAGAACUGACCUUCUGCCAUCAAUUCCAGAGGGUCAACAUCAUUUUACAGCGAGAUUAUCAGUGAGAAUGACCAAUGGUCCUGACCUGGUGGCAACUAAUUUCACCUUUUUUGACUGCAGUACACACACAUCAUGCACUCAAUGUGUCUCGUCUAGCUUUCCAUGCGAUUGGUGUGUUGAUGCACAUCGUUGCACUCAUGAUUCUGCUGAAAAUUGUCGGAAUGAUAUUCUCGUUAAUGGUGUCAGUAGAAUGGGUCCAAGUUUUAGAAGUGGACCUGCUUUUUGCCCGACAAUCAACGCAACUGAUACACAGGAAAUUCUCGUGUCUUCCGGUAUCAAAAAGGCAAUACGCGUAAAAGUUCAUAUUAUUGGCCAAUUUAUCAUACAAACACGAUUUGUGUGUCAAUUCAAUAUUGAGGGACGUGUGACAAGUGUAAAUGCACGACUUUUGGCAGAUACGAUUUACUGUGACGACACUGAAUUCUCGUAUGCUUCACGAACACAGAACAUCACUGUACCAUUUGCUGUGAUCUGGGGCGGUUCUAAGCCAUUGGACAAUCCUGACAACAUUCACGUUGUGAUCUAUCGAUGUCGUGACAUGGCCGAUAAUUGCGGUAUGUGUCUCGCUCUUGCACAGAAAUUUGGCUGUGGCUGGUGCCAGAGUUCGGACAGAUGUGAAGUCAAAGAUCAAUGCGAUCGUGGCGUUGGCGUUUGGCUCAAUCGAAAUCAAACAUGUCCAAAUCCUGAGAUACAUUCUUUUGAGCCAAUGAUGGGUCCAUGGGAGGGUAAUACAAAUGUUACAAUUCGUGGCAUCAAUCUUGGAAAAACAUUUGACGACAUCUACGCUGGAGUCUCAGUUGCUGGAAUUCAAUGCCAACCAUAUCGUGAAUUAUAUGUACGUACAAAACAAAUAGUUUGUCGUGUCGAUGGUCCAGGUACAUCGGAAUCAAGAAAAGGACCAGUUAUUGUAAAAAUAGAAGACUUUCGCGGCGAGUCAGAGUAUAAUUUUGAAUUUGUUGAUCCAGUAAUAACGGCAAUUGAUCCACAAGAAGGACCAGUGAGCGGUGGAACAACAGUGAGAAUUUAUGGUUCAUAUAUGAACGCUGGAAGUAAAAUACAAGCGUUUAUUGAUAAUUUACCAUGUAUGAUAACAAGUACUGAACCAACUGAGGCACAAUGUAUGACAAGUGCAAGUGAUCAACCAUUAAAUGGCACAUUAAAAAUGUUUUUUGACGAAGGAAUUCGUGUUUAUAGUGGAAAAUUCCGUUAUGUUCCCGAUCCAACAAUUGAAAGUGUCGAAAGUGGCGUCGGUGGACAAAUGAAAGUACCAAAAGGAAUUCCAGAUGGUGGUAUAAAAAUAUCAGUAACUGGCAAAAAUCUUGCUGUAAUACGAUCACCACAAAUGUAUGUUUAUUUUGAUGAGAAAAUGUUUGUCUCACGUUGUACAGUACUUUCUAAUACGAGCAUGACUUGUGAUUCGCCAUUAAUUGAAAUACCAGAUCAUUUGACGCUCGACGCUGAGAGACCUUUAUUAUUGGAAUAUGGAUUUCGAAUGGAUAAUGUAACUGGUGUUCAAAAUUUAUCGCAAGUUUUGUCAAAUCAUUUUCUUUUGUUUCCAAAUCCAAUUUAUGAUUUAUUUGAUGAAGAGGUGAAAUAUUAUAAAAGCGAUUAUUUGACAAUUAAUGGACAGCAUUUGGAUCGAGCGAGUCAAGAAUCUGAUGUUGUGGUACAAAUUGGUAAUAGUUAUUGUAAUGUAACUUCAUUGUCGAGACAACAACUCACUUGUAGACCACCAUUAACGCAACCACGAGCUAUUGAUAGUAAUGGCCUACCAUCGAAAGAAUUGCCUGAAGUUGUUGUGAUUGUUGGAUCAAAAUUACGUUUUAAAAUUGGAAAAUUAAGUUAUGCAUUGCCAGCUGGUCUUAAUGGACCAUUAUCAAAACCAGCGCUUAUUGGUGUAAUUGCCGCUAUUGUUAUUUUGGUCUUUGUGUUUAUUGCCUUUCUCAUUGCUUAUCGACGUAAAUCAACAGAGAGUAAUCGUGUUCUUAAAAAUAUGCAAGAACAAAUGGAUAUAUUGGAAUUACGUGUCGCUGCCGAAUGUAAAGAAGCAUUUGCUGAAUUACAAACUGAAAUGACAGAUUUAACGGGUGAUUUAACAAGCGGUGGAAUACCAUUCCUUGAUUAUCGUACAUAUGCAAUGAAAAUUUUAUUUCCAAAUAUGGAAAAUCAUGUUGUUCUUCAAUGGGAUAGACCUGAAUUGGCACGAAAAGAAAAGGGUCUACGUUUAUUUGGACAAUUAAUAAUGAACAAAACAUUUUUACUAUUAUUUGUUAGAACACUUGAGAGUAAUCGAUAUUUUACAAUGAGAGAUCGUGUCAAUGUUGCAAGUUUAAUAAUGGUUACACUACAAAGUAAAAUGGAAUAUUGCACCGAUAUUUUAAAGACAUUACUCGCUGAAGUUAUUGAAAAAUGCAUGGAGGGAAAAAGUCAUCCUAAAUUAUUACUGAGAAGAACCGAGAGCGUUGCAGAGAAAAUGUUGUCUGCUUGGUUUACUUUUCUGUUGUAUAAAUUCAUGCGAGAGUGUGCAGGCGAACCAUUGUACAUGCUUUUCCGUGCAAUGAAGCAGCAAGUCGAUAAAGGGCCCGUAGAUGCUAUCACAUCAGAGGCAAGGUACUCCUUGUCGGAAGAAAAGUUAAUCAGACAAUCUAUUGAUUUUAAACACAUGACUGUCUAUGUGUCAAUUUCACAACAGACAGUUUUUGUCGGUGGAAUGGAUCCAAAUACAGAAAACGUUCCCGUUAAGGUUUUGGAUUGUGAUACGAUUUCUCAGGUUAAGGAAAAAUCGCUUGAUACCAUCUAUAGGGCAACACCUUACAGUCAAAGGCCAAGGAAGGAUGAUCUUGAUUUGGAAUGGAGAACGGGAGCCUCUGGUAGAUUAAUUCUCUACGAUGAGGAUUCAACGACAAAAACAGAAUGCGAUUGGAAAAAGAGAAAUACAUUGAAUCAUUAUCGUGUACCUGAUGGUGCAUCGCUUAAUCUUGUCUCAAAGCAGUCUUCUAUUUAUAAUUUAUCGAUAUUAUCUGAGAAAACUGACAAAUCACACAAAUAUGAGACAUUAAAUCUUAGUAAAUUUAAUUCAGCGAGUCCUCCAUUAUCACGUGCAACAUCGCCAUUAAAUCAUGAUCACGAUGGUGGUUUAAAGGUUUGGCAUCUUGUUAAACAUCAUGAUUCAGAUGCACAAAAGGAAGGCGAACGUGGUAAUAAAAUGGUUUCGGAAAUUUAUUUAACAAGACUGCUGGCAACGAAGGGUACCUUGCAGAAAUUCGUAGACGAUUUAUUUGAGACGAUAUUCAGUACGGCACAUCGUGGUUCUGCAUUGCCGCUUGCCAUUAAAUACAUGUUCGACUUUCUUGACGAUCAAGCGCUUCAUCAUGGCAUAUCCGAUCCCGAAGUGGUUCACACGUGGAAAAGUAAUUCACUUCCACUUAGGUUUUGGGUGAAUCUCAUUAAAAAUCCAAAUUUUGUUUUUGACAUUCACAAAUCGAAUAUUGUCGACUCAUGUUUAUCAGUUGUUGCACAAACAUUUAUGGACAGUUGUUCAACAUCUGAUCAUAGAUUAGGCAAAGAUUCACCGAGUUCGAAGUUGCUCUACGCCAAGGACAUUCCAGUGUACAAAGAAUGGGUGGAGCGCUACUACUCCGAUAUAAAAAUCAUGCCUGCCAUUUCCGAUCAGGAUAUGAAUGCAAUGCUCGCCGAAGAAUCUAGAUUGCAUACAACUGAGUUUAAUACGAAUUGCGCCCUCUAUGAGCUUUAUACGUAUGCAGGAAAGUACAACGAACAAUUGAUAGUGACUCUUGAGGAGGAUGAAUUCUCGCAGAAACAGAGGCUGGCGUAUAAGCUUGAACAGGUUCACAAUAUAAUGGCAGCUGAUGCCAAUCCCUGAUGCCCCAUGAACUCAGCAAAGUACCUAACGAAACCACGUCAGGAGCUACCUUGCUGAGUCAUGACGAUAAGCAUUGUCGAUAAAUUGCCAAGCGUACUGGCGGCCUAUUACUGCUUUAAUCGCUCGGGCCAGUUCCUCCUCGACCAAGUUCUUCAACAAACGAAGAUGAAAAAGAAGAAGAAGAAGAAUAAAAAGAAGAAAAAGAGAGGAGAAGACGUUGGUAAGAUGGUGCAUGAGUGACGCGCCAAAAAAAAAUCAAGGAAUAAAUAGAUAAAAGUAAGUCUUAUUAAGCUAUUACGGCCGUGCUUCAAGGGCUGAAGAGGAUCGUUGCAUUUGUAUGCAUUUGAAACAGGGUCAAGAAGGACACUCGUGAUCGUUCCUCUUUCUUUUUUUUUUUUUUUUAAUUCUUUUUCUUUAUCUUUUCUCGUUCCAUGUGCAUCUCCUCGAGUUGAUUAAACCACGAUUAUUCGUGUUUACAGUCUUCUUGAUGGCCGCUGUUUGGCAGGUGUGAAAAGGGAAAAUAUUUUUUUUCCCAUAUGCGCAAUUGUAAAUACUAAUUAUAAAAAACACGAUAUCGUAUUAGGAUACUAAUGAAAUGCUCACACCACAAUGGCGGCCCCCGAAUUUCUCUUCAACAUAUAUAUACGUGUGAGAAAGGUCGAUUUAUCAAAUAUUGAACAAAAAUUAUAUGUGCCCGACGCAUCGGCGCUGUUUUUUUUUUUAAAAAAAAAAAAAAAAAAAAAAAAAAAAAGAAAACGAAAACAAAUUUCCAUCCACCGUUAUUUACUAACCGGAGCUCGUGUCGAUUUGCGUCGAGCGACAGGGCUCACGGGAUUACGAUAAGUAGCAAUAAGCUAAUUAUUGAAUAAUUGAUAUGAAUAUUAAUAUUAUUAUUAUUAUAUAUAUAUGAAUGGUAUGUCAUAUGUAUAUGUGUACAUAUAUACACUUUAGACAGGCGCAGCGCAUGUGUAUGUAUAUAUAUAUAUUCUUUUCUCUCCCCAAUUCCCCCUUUAAAAAGAAAAAUCGAAUCCCCCCCCUCUUUAUUAAAUCUUUUUGUGCAUCCAGGAUGCGUUAUUGGGAAAAAAAACACAAAUACAAAUAAAUGAAUAUAAAUAUAUAUAUAUAUAAAUAAAUAAAUAUAUAUAUAUACGUUUAAGAAAUUAAAGGAGAAACAAAGAUGCAUUUUUUGCGGAAAAAAGAUAAAAAACACAAAAAAAAAAAAAAAAAUGGAGAACAGACUGUUCAUUAGUUUAUAGGAUAUUAUUGUAUCUGGACUAUGGCCGCGCGCGCGCGAGGCCAGUUCAAUGUGACGGUUGUGUUGAGUGUGCGUGCUUCCUUUUUCUUUUUUUUUUUUUUUUUGGUUUCCGGUUAGAAAUGUUCUUUUGAAACGCUUCUUUUCUAUAACAAUUAAUAGUUUCAAUAAUCAUUUUUUUUUAUUGAUACUGUGAUUUUUUGUUUCUUCAAACAUUCCUUCAGUGAUAUAAUACAAUUUUUUAUUAUUGUUUGUAUAUAUUAAAAUUUAUUUUUUAUUGUGUGAUAUAUAUAUAUUUUUUUUUUAUUAGAGAGAGAGACUGAAAUAUUCAACAAGGUUUUAGAGGAACAAAUGCCUUUCUUUAUAUUUCACUGCCACGGGGUUGAUUUUUUUUUUUUGAACAUUUAGAUACUCGUUGAUGAACAACGUUGAUAGCUCUUUGUUUUCCUUUCCGUGACAAUUUUUUUUUCGAAAAUUUGUCAAUUACAGAUAAAGUUGUUUUUUUUUGAAAAAUUUAUCUAAUGAUUCGCAAUUAAGAAUCAAUAAAUAGAAUUAAAGUUUUUGAUUUAUGUACAGAAAUUUUUUGAUCCAUUUUAGAUCAAUAACUGUUUAAUAAGACUUUUAAAACAAAGCACAAAAAACUGCCAUUUAAAUAUACGUGAUGCCAAAUAGAUGAUACAUAUGAUACUAUAGAGAACCAAUUAAUGUUAACGUGAAGAAAGGCAAUUUUCCUCUUGAAAUAUUUUUUUCUAUUUCACAAAUUUUUAUAAUGAAACAAAUCAGACAUUCUUUACAAUCAAAGAAUUUUUUUUUUGCCAUAAUUAAUCUCGAUUUUAAACUUGAAAGUUAAAAAAAAGGGUAAAAUAAAAUGAAAAAUUAUGAAAAAAUUCAAUAAAAAUUAAAGAGUGUCUGAUUUGAAAUGAUGAAUGAUUUAUUAAGGAAGUUCAAAUAAAUAAUGCUCGUAAAAACAAGAAAACUAUAAUAAAUAAAAAUUAUUUAUCUACUAAUAAUUAUUAUUAAUUUUUUAUUUUGAAUUUUAUCAUUUAAUUUUUAACUUUAGUUAUUUUAACCAUUUUUUUUUUUUAUUAAAUUAUAUAAAGUUUUAAUAUUUCUUUUUAGAAAUAAAUUUAUUACAAAUGGCGUUUAAAAUUUAUUUUAAUUUUUUUCUUAUUUCUCUGGAAAUUCACAUCAAAUUAUUUGAACAUCCUUGUAAUUUAAAAAGCGUUUCAUAAGUACAUUCCCGGCUUCCAAAAAUCUACAAAUAUUCCAUUAAUUUCAUCACGUUAUUAAUCCCCCUCCCCCUUUUCUCAUCGACGUUAUCAUCUGCCAUAUAAAUCAUCAUCAACAUUGUUGCUAUCACGUCAUUGCCAUUGUCAUUGUCAUAUAUAAGAUAUAUUAUGCGCAAAGGCUCUUUUUAUCCUCCGAGGUGCGAAUACCUCACUGUUUUUUUUUUAUAAAAUAUUUAUCAUUGUCCAAAAAAAAGAAAAAAAGACCGUCAUCUCUUUAUCAUCUCGUUUUGCGAACUGCCUUGUAUCACUUUCCCUUGUCUUCAAAAUAAAAAAAAAAAAAAAAAAAAUGCUUCAACGCCUCCGUCGUCAUGUUGUUGUCGCUCUUAAAUAAUAAUUGUAAUAUAAUAACGAAUAAUGAUCACUGUUGAGUAUUGUCUGAUUGUAAUACAUUGAUAUCGAAUUGAUAUGAAUUGAUAAUCAUUAAUUAACGUGACAUUACUCCGUGAAUGUAAAACCAUAUUGGUGUGAAUUGCGAUUAAAAAAAAAAAAAAAAAAAAAAAUGUUAUGAAUGUGAAAAUUUAUGAUUCCGAGAGUGCAUUUUUUCGGGAAUGAUUGUCCUGUGCGUCAAUUCAAUGUGCAAGUCGUACGUGGAGAAAGUAUUUAUUGCUCAAAAAUAUCGGGAAGAAUCGGGAGAUUCCAAAAUGGAAAAAAAAAUAAUAAUAAUGGAGAUGGAGAGUAAAAAAAAGGAAACUCAGAGCUAAAAGAAACUCGCGAAAAGGGAACGGAGGUAGUAGGGUAGAAUGUGAGAAACAGUGGGAAGGGGGGAGGUUGUUCUUAGGGUUCGAAAAUACAUUAUACAAUAACAUUCAUGUUAAUACAAAUUUUAGAAAAUAAAACAACACUAAUGUUGGACAAAUUAAUAAAAGCUAGAAAAAAAACUGAUAUUCAAUUAAAAAAUUAAUGUUGAAAAAGCUCUAAUGGUUAAAAAAAAAAAUACAUGCUUAAUUCGUAGACUAUUUUUGUCUAGGAAAAAAAAGCACUUCCUUCUUCUUCGAUAUAAUAUAUAUGCAUAAACGUUGAACGUUAUUUAGUUCAGAAUUGUAAACUUUUAUAAGCUUUUUGAUAAAGUUUGUAACUUUAAUUAAAAAAAAAAAAAAAAAAUUAUUUUUGAACCCUACUUGAUGUUUAUACUUGGUGAAAUAUAUAGUACAUGAGAGGAAGGUAAAUCUGUCGAAAAAAUUGAUACGGAAUGAAAAAUGGAAAAUAAAUUUUGAAAAAAAUUUCUAAUAAUUGAUAAUAAUAAAAUUGAAAAUCCGCAAACUUUUUCGACAGAUAUAGGGAGACGGACGGAGAGAAUCUGAAAAGACGAGGUUGCCGGCUCCGGGCCAAAAAAAAAAAAAAAAAAAAAAAAAUUGGAACAAUUUGAUUAUAAUCUGCUCUGAAACGAUAUGAAGGCGUGCGUUUGCCUCCCCCCGCGCACGUCAUUUUCUAAUGGUACUAAUAAACCCAAAGUGCCUCUGGUAGAUUUUUGGGCAUAAGCUUGAGUAAUGAAAAAAAAAAAAAAAAAAAAAACCUAUAAUAAUGACAAUUAUUCGAGAUAGAAUAUUGAGAGAAGGAACGCAAAGAAAUAUUAUUAGGGGGAAAAAAAGAAAACUGAUAAAGCUUGAUAAAACGAUGCUGAUGAUAAUAAAAUGAAAAAAAAAAAAAGAAAUUUCAAUGUGACGAAUCUGAAACAAUACCAUACGUAUAUACAUACGUAUAAAGCUUAGUUGUAUAUGUAUGCAUAUCGUGUGUGUAUAUACACUCUUUAAAUGUACGUUUAGAUAGGUACGAUAAAAAAUAGUUGGUAGCCUAGUCUAUGUCUGUCUGUCUGCCCUGAGUGUCUUUCCCAGUGUUCUCCUUAAAUAUAAAUAUUUAUAUAUAUAUAUAUACAUAUAUAUACAUAUAUAUGUCAUCCAAUUCCCUUUUUAUCAUCUCGGCAAAUUAAUACGUCCAACAGGAAUUUCUUGUCAAUUUUUUUUUUUUCAAAUAAUUAAAUUUUUUUCUCUUAUAACUUGAAAAUUAAUAAAAAUGAAUUUAAUUAAUAAAUUUGAAUAUUAAUUUUUUAAUUAAUGACUAGAAAUUCUUGAUUGACAUAAAAUUGGAUAUUUAAAAAUUUAUUUUUCCCUAUAUAUAAUAUAAAAGACAGAUAUACAAUUUCACAACAAGACACACGCGUUCUCCACUCAUCUCACUUGACUCUCGAUUGGCACAUAAGUUUUUGCUAAAUAAAUGAGUAUCGUAUAUCAAUGGUUCCUCAUCGAUUUUUAUCGAAUAAUAAGCGCCCCUUCCCCCCUCACCCCCACCGAUUUGUAAAAUUCGAUUAAAAUAUAAUGUUGUGUAUGUUACUUCUACCAAGUACCGUACGUGCGUGGCUUGCUGUCCAGCAGUCUGAUGUCGUGUGCGUAUUUGCUGUGUUAAAUUAAUAAAUAAUUGUAUGCACGACGACGAAUGAAUAUAUAUAUAUAUAUUUUUUUUUCCGUCUGUUCUCGACUAAUUGUCCUGAUCGUUUCUCUUUGAAUUCUGUUUGGCAACUUAGAUGGAGAAAAAAAAUUUAAAAAAAAAAAAAAAAUUUUUUUUUAUUAAAAUAAAAAAAGAAAAUCCAAUUGAUGACAGAGAGUAACGAUAGAGGAUGAAAAUAAAUUAAAUUUGAAAGGGAGAAAGAGAGAGAGAGAGAGAGAAAGAGUGUGUGUAUGAGUGAUUUAAUGUGGACUGUGCAAGACUGAGAGAUGCAACGAUGGUAAUCCUUCGUAUCAAAACGAAAAUUCCAUUGUCGCUCAUUUUUACGUCAUAAUUAUUAAUUAACGAAUACAUAUAAAUAACGCAUUCGA
This is a messenger RNA of Leptopilina boulardi, 12108 nucleotides long. It is a transcript of the gene PlexA, whose product is annotated as plexin-A4. The coding region runs from base 983 to 6757 and encodes 1924 amino acids. Gene Ontology annotation, cellular component: semaphorin receptor complex. The record is from RefSeq and is a predicted model, not a curated record. Lineage: Eukaryota; Metazoa; Arthropoda; Insecta; Hymenoptera; Figitidae. Gene Ontology annotation, biological process: regulation of GTPase activity; positive regulation of axonogenesis; regulation of cell migration. The transcript is spliced from 15 exons. Gene Ontology annotation, molecular function: protein binding; semaphorin receptor activity.